AAGACGAACUCGGUGAACUCUUUCCGGUUCGUUCCCCUACGCCCGUUUCUCUCUCGUCGCGCAACAUCAGAGCACAAGCGAGGAACCCAGUCCAGUCCCGGGAAUGGAGUGCGUAUUGGGCGUGGUUGGCCGCGACUUCGCGCUGGUGGCGGCCGACACCUCCGCCGUGCAGAGUAUUCUCGUCCACAAGACCGACGAGGACAAGGUGAUGGUGCUCGACUCGCAAAAGCUGAUGGGCGCUUCAGGGGAGCCUGGUGAUCGGGUGCAAUUUACGGAGUUCAUACAGAAGAACCUCCACCUGUACCAGUUCCGGAACACCAUCCCGCUCUCAACCGCCGCCGCCGCCAACUUCACACGCGGCGAACUCGCCACAGCCCUUCGCAAGAAUCCAUAUAUGGUCAAUAUUAUUCUUGGUGGUUAUGAUAAGGAUGUUGGUGCUUCCCUCUACUACAUCGACUACAUUGCAACCUUGCACAAAAUUGACAAAGGUGCUUUUGGGUACGGAUCAUACUUCUGUUUGUCUCUUAUGGACAAGUUGUACCACCCGGACAUGACUGUUGAGGAAGCAGUAGAUCUUGUUGACAAGUGCAUCAAGGAGAUUCGGCUGCGAUUGGUUGUCGCGCCUCAGAACUUUGUUAUCAAGAUUGUUGACAAGGACGGGGCGAGGGAGUACGCCAGGCGUGAACUCGUCGGUGACAAUGCACCUGCUGAAGCUGCAACCGCAGUUGUUGCUGCCUGAGGCAUGAACUCGUUUGAGGUUGGAAUGUGUUAGUUGUUUCUCAGCGAUGCUACUUAUGCGAUCACAGGAUACUGGUGGGGGGCCCACAACUGUUUUAUCAAUUUUAGCCCAGUCGUGUAAUUCUGUUUCUGCACUAUUCAUGUCUGCUGAGUACAAGUAGUGUUUCACGCUUGAACAAA
Molecule: messenger RNA, 918 nt
Organism: Zea mays
Lineage: Eukaryota; Viridiplantae; Streptophyta; Magnoliopsida; Poales; Poaceae
Biological process (GO): proteasomal protein catabolic process
Cellular component (GO): nucleus; cytoplasm; proteasome core complex
Source: RefSeq, marked provisional